CGGCUGGCAGCUCUCCUCGCCUCCUGCUGCCCACCACUUUCCUUGAUCGCGACCCGCGAGGCUGCACGCGCCCGUCCCUCCCCGUCCUCAAUGGUACACGCAUAGCCCACCGACACCCGCCUCCUGCCCGCAGCCAUGGCUGCCCAAACAUACUCCGGGCUCGCCGACUACGUCAAGAACCUCGCCAGGGCCCACGACCCCGCCCGCGAUGCCUCCUUCAAGGCCCAGAUAGCCGCCAACGGCGCAAACUUCACCGCCCAUGCCAUCCAGCUGCCCGGGCCCGACUGCCCUGAAAAGGCCCAGCUGCAGAAGGAGAUGGCUGCGCUGUGUGCGCGCAUCGACUUCCUCGAGCAUAAGAGCAACGCCGCCAUCCAGCCCGGCGCUCUGCCCAUCACGCCUGCCGGCGAGCCGACCGAGGAGGGCUUCGUCUACACAUCAGCCGGUGCCUUCCCCAAGCCCAGUGCGCCCUUCGACCGCCGCGGCUCCACCAAAGAGCAGCGGGCGCUGUGGGUCAGCAACUGGCUGGCUGCAAAGGAGUCCAACGGCGAUGGUGGCGAGGAGUCUGCAGCUGCCCUCACCGAGGAGCAGCUCAACUACCUGCGCGACCACCUGAACAAGCAGGCCGACCAGAUCAAGAACCAGCGCGAGCACAUUGACAAUUUGAGCGCCGAAGUCAACAAGCAGCUGAGCAACCAGAACAUGGUCUUCGAGCACGGCAUCGAGGACAUUGGUGCUCUCAAGCGUGAGCUUGGCAAGCACCAGCAGGCCAACCUGGCUUUCCAAAAGGCCCUGCGCGAGAUUGGUGCCAUCGUCACAGCUGUCGCUAUGGGCGACCUGAGCAAGAAAGUUUUGAUCCACGCCAAAGAGAUGGACCCUGAAAUUACCCUGUUCAAACGCACAAUCAACACCAUGGUGGACCAGCUGCAGGAGUUUGCUAGUCAGGUCACCUUCUUGGCCCGAGAAGUCGGUACUGAGGGUAGACUCGGCGGUCAGGCAAACCUACCAGGUGUUGACGGUAUUUGGGCCGAACUGACCGAUUCUGUCAACGACAUGGCCAAGAACCUUACCGAGCAGGUGCGAGAAAUCGCCGUAGUUACAACUGCCGUCGCCCACGGCGAUCUGAGCAGGAAAAUUGAGCGUCCAGCAAGGGGAGAAAUCCUCCAGCUGCAACAGACAAUUAAUACCAUGGUGGACCAACUGCAAUCGUUUGCGACAGAGGUCACGAAAGUGGCUAGAGAUGUCGGUACCGAAGGCAAGCUUGGUGGUCAAGCCGAAAUCGCUGGCGUUAAGGGCAUGUGGAACGAGCUGACCGUCAACGUGAAUGCCAUGGCCCAAAAUCUUACAACCCAGGUGCGAGAUAUCGCUCAAGUAACAACGGCUGUCGCACAAGGUAAUCUCACUCGGAAGGUUGAGGCUGAGUGUAAAGGCGAGAUCCUGGAACUCAAGCUCACCAUCAACCGCAUGGUUGACCAACUGCAACAAUUCGCGCACGAAGUUACCAAGAUCGCCAGAGAAGUGGGAUCUGAAGGUAGACUGGGUGGUCAAGCCACAGUUCAUGGGGUCGAGGGAACCUGGAAAGACCUGACCGAAAACGUCAACGGCAUGGCCAUGAACCUGACGACGCAAGUACGAGAGAUCGCCGAAGUUACAACAGCUGUAGCAAGAGGAGACUUGAGUCGCAAGGUCAAGGCCGAGGUCCAGGGUGAAAUUUUGUCCUUGAAGAUCACCAUCAACACCAUGGUUGACCGCCUGAACACAUUUGCCCAGGAAGUCAGCAAGGUUGCGCGUGAAGUCGGAACUGAUGGUAUUCUGGGUGGACAAGCGCAAGUCGACAACGUGGAAGGAAAAUGGAAGGAUCUCACAAACAACGUCAACACCAUGGCGCAGAACCUGACAUUACAGGUGCGAAGUAUCUCAGAAGUCACACAGGCCAUUGCCAAGGGAGACAUGAGCAGGAGAGUUCACGUGGAUGCCGAAGGAGAAAUCCGUCUACUGAAGGAUACCGUCAACGACAUGGUCAUGAGGCUCGACGAGUGGUCACUUGCCGUGAAGCGCGUUGCUCGCGAUGUCGGCGUCGACGGAAAGAUGGGCGGACAAGCCGACGUCAGGGACAUUGAUGGACGCUGGAAAGAGAUUACCACGGACGUCAACACAAUGGCCCAGAACUUGACAUCGCAAGUGCGCGCAUUCGGCGAUAUCACAAAUGCUGCUAUGGAGGGCAAGUUCACGCAGAUCACAGUUGAGGCGUCUGGUGAGAUGGACGAGCUGAAGAGGAAGAUCAACCAGAUGGUGUCCAGCUUGCGGGAGUCCAUUCAGAGGAACACGGCUGCCAGGGAGGCCGCCGAAUUGGCCAACAAGACCAAGUCUGAGUUCUUGGCCAACAUGUCUCACGAGAUCCGAACUCCUAUGAACGGUAUCAUUGGUAUGACGCAGCUUACGCUCGACACCGAUCUUACACACGCUCAGCGCGAGAUGUUGACAAUCGUCCACAAUCUGGCCGGUCAGCUCUUGACCAUCAUCGACGACAUCCUUGAUAUCUCCAAGAUCGAGGCAAACCGCAUGGUCAUGGAGGAAAUUCCAUUCUCGAUCCGUGGUACAAUCUUCAACGCGCUGAAAUCGUUGGCUUCGCGGGCCAAUGAGCGCAAAUUGAACUUGGCCUACGACGUUUCCUUCAGGGUACCAGACUACGUAGUUGGUGACUCUUUCAGGUUGAGACAGAUCAUCUUGAACCUUGUCGGAAACGCCAUCAAAUUCACUGAGCGUGGAGAAGUCAAGGUUGCCAUCAGUAUGGCACAAGAGCAGGAGUGUGGUCCUGAGCAGUACGUCUUCCAGUUUGCUGUCUCCGACACGGGUAUAGGUAUCCGUGGCGACAAGCUCAACUUGAUCUUCGACACUUUCCAGCAAGCCGAUGGUUCGACGACCAGGAAGUUUGGUGGUACCGGUCUUGGACUAUCCAUCUCGAAGAGACUCGUGACGCUCAUGGGCGGUCGCAUGUGGGUUGAGUCUGACUUUGGCAAGGGAAGUGUGUUCUACUUCACGUGCAGAGUCCGUCUUGGGAAACCUGAUAUCAGUGCUAUUCAGCCCAACCUGAGGGCGUACAAUGGACACACAGUCAUCUUCAUCGAUCAAGGCCACUCUAAUUUCUCCGACGAAGUUGUUACCCAUCUCAAAUCUCUGAACCUCGUUCCCAUGGUCGUCGGCUCUGUCGAAGAGGUACCAGCAUCAGACAAGAGGACUAACAUUGCUUACGACUGCGUCAUUGUCGACAACGACGCCACAGCACGAGAGCUGAGGGGCGAGGAUCGCUUCAAGUACAUCCCGCUUGUAAUGCUCACGCCCAGAGUAGCGAUAAGUCUGAGGUCAGCUCUGGAGAACGGUAUCUCCAGUUACAUGACCACGCCCUGCUUGCCCAUCGAUUUGGGUAACGCACUCAUCCCUGCUCUUGAUGGACGCGCUGCGCCUCUGGUCUCUGAUCACUCGAAGUCUUUCAACAUUUUGCUUGCGGAGGAUAACGCUGUGAACCAGAAGCUAGCUGUUCGCAUUCUGGAGAAGUACCACCACAGAGUCACCGUUGCUAAUAACGGUCUGGAAGCGUUUGAGGCCAUCCAAAAGAAGCGCUAUGACUGUAUCCUCAUGGACGUACAGAUGCCUGUCAUGGGUGGCUUCGAGGCUACAGCGAAGAUUCGUGAAUGGGAGCGUGAGAAUGGUAUUCCGUCUACUGCAGUCAUUGCCCUCACCGCCCACGCUAUGGUCGGUGAUCGUGAGAAGUGUCUGGCAGCGCAGAUGGACGAUUACCUUUCCAAACCCCUCCGUCAAAACCAGCUCAUUCAAACCAUUCUCCGAUGCGCAACAAUGGGCGGCGGAAUCUACGAUGCUUCCCACGCGAAAGACAACCUCACACCCACGCUCGGCCGCAUCGACGCUUCUCCCAACACCACUCCCCACGCAAACCCGUCGAAACGUCCCCAACUCGAAGCACGCGGCUUCACAGAACGAGGGCCCGCGGCCGCCGAGUCUCCGAAGCUUCUGGCGGCUGAUCAGACAGACGAUUCUGUCCAAGGGGUACUGUUAAGAUCCAUGUCCGACAUGCACUGAACGAGGCUGAUGAGUGGCAGUUGCUCCUGAGGAGUCACAGUAGCUGACUA
Boeremia exigua is the source of this 4145-nucleotide messenger RNA. RefSeq lists its product as uncharacterized. The record is from RefSeq and is a predicted model, not a curated record. The transcript has 4 exons. Lineage: Eukaryota; Fungi; Ascomycota; Dothideomycetes; Pleosporales; Didymellaceae. Bases 136 to 4095 code for a protein of 1319 amino acids. Gene Ontology annotation, cellular component: membrane. Gene Ontology annotation, molecular function: phosphorelay sensor kinase activity. Gene Ontology annotation, biological process: phosphorelay signal transduction system; cellular hyperosmotic response; phosphorylation.